Cyprinodon variegatus (sheepshead minnow) is the source of this 6422-nucleotide messenger RNA. It is a transcript of the gene bdp1, whose product is annotated as B double prime 1, subunit of RNA polymerase III transcription initiation factor IIIB. Gene Ontology annotation, cellular component: transcription factor TFIIIB complex. Lineage: Eukaryota; Metazoa; Chordata; Actinopteri; Cyprinodontiformes; Cyprinodontidae. Gene Ontology annotation, molecular function: TFIIIC-class transcription factor complex binding. The record is from RefSeq and is a predicted model, not a curated record. The transcript is spliced from 21 exons. The annotation marks the transcript as partial. Gene Ontology annotation, biological process: RNA polymerase III preinitiation complex assembly.
AUCAAACAAAAAAACAUGGCGGAUUUCUAACCACACGGGUCCGCUACCCAUUCCUGUUUUGGGGGUUAAAUUGUGACUUGUAUAGCGAAGAAUAUAGAAUUUCUUCAACAGGUACUAAAACUGAUGAACAUGUGACUUUGGACUUGGUAUAUCCCUCCUAAGGACGUCACUUUGUGGUUAAGAUGUUUCGACGGUCAAGAUUUAGUGCUCGCCCCAAUAUCGGCAUAGCUGGGAGAGCAGCAGCAGCAGCAGCUGGAACACCUCAGGGUCCCCCAGCUGCAAACCAGGACACAAAUCAAACCCAAAAUGAACCAAAGGAGGACAAUAAUGCUUCUCUAACAAACGAACCAGUGGUGACCCCAUCAGAAAAUGCUUCUGGUUCCGGAGAUGCCAAUGAACAGAAUGGGGAAGGUACCAGCUCCUCAGCAUCAGUCCAGAGAAGGAAGCGGUUCUCCAUCAAGCCCAAAGUGGCUCCUGGUCGUCCACCAACCCUCCCUCGGACAACAAAAUCCCCAGUGAAAACAGUCUCUGUCCCCCCUGUAGAUGCAGCGUCUGAGUCUGAACCAGAAAAACCAACGACAUCUAGUCAACCUACAAAAACUCCAGCCCCUCCAGGACUUCAGUCCACAAAGAGCAGAGGACUCUCUGAUGAUGCCAAGCAGCACAAAACACAACCAAAGCUCACCCCGUUGUCGUCUGAGAUACCGGGACCAUCAGCUGUUUCUCCAUCAGAGGACUCUAAAAAACAAACCCAUCUGCCGAAAGACGGCAGUAAACAUGUGGAAAACGUUCUAACUAGUCAGACGAAGGAUGUUCAUCCCAGAGUGCAUGAUAGGGUACCACCUUCUCUACCAGACAAAGAAGCUACAGAAAUAUCAGAGAAAGCCAAGACUCUUAUAUCAUCAAAAAAGGUAGUUUCAGCAAUAUCCCCUUCAGCGCUGUCUCUGAGCAGACUCCUGAAUGACCCGUCAGAUGUGCAGAGGAUGAUAAAGGCCCAGAAGCUGAGAGACCUGCUGAGACAAGAGCGGUCCAAAGAAAAGAAUCUCAAGAGAGCUAAAGCCCGUGGUAAGGAAUUCAGCUUAGAUCCAACAAAGAUGACAAUGAGGGACCUGAUCCAUUAUCUCCCAACAUCUAAUCCUAUGACAUCCAGCUUAGAAGCUGAUGAAGAGAAUGAGACAGUGAUCCCGCCUUCACCAAGAGGAGAUCAAUCAACAGAGCAUGUACCUGAGGUUCCUCCAACCAAAGAGAAGCCCAGAGAGGAUGAGGACGAAGAAGAGGAAGAGGCUGCUGCAGAGGGAGAGGAGGACGAAUCUCUCAUGGUGCCUCAGGUCAAAGUAGCAGAAGACGGCUCGCUGAUCAUCGAUGAGGAAAGCUUAACAGUGGAAGUCCAGCGAGCCAAAGGCCCGAACCCAGCAUCCAACAGAGACCCCAUUUUUGAAAGAGGCUCCACUACAACUUACUCAAGCUUCAGGAAGUCAACUUACUGCAAGCCCUGGUCAAUUGAAGAGACGGACAUGUUCUACCUGGCGGUAAGCAUGGUGGGGACGGACUUUUCUAUGAUUUGUCAGCUGUUUCCGCACAGAGCUCGGACAGAAAUAAAGAACAAGUUCAAAAAGGAGGAGCGAAUAAAUAGUUGGAGGAUUGACAAAGCUUUCAGAGAGAGGCGUAAGCUGGAUAUAGAGUACUUUUCUAAGCUGCUGGAUAAAAUUUUGGAAUAUCAGAAGGAGAAGAAGAAACUCAAGUCACUUGUUGAGAAGAACAACAAAACAAAGUCCAGAACAAAUGCUAAGGGAAAUAAGGGCAAAAAAUCAGCCAAAAACUUGAGUGACGUGGAGGAGGAAGAAGAAGAUGAUGAUGUUUCUGACUUGAAGGAAGGACAGGAGAAAGAAAACGAGGACCAGUGUAAUGAGGAGGAAGCGUCUGCCUCUGAGCUAAAAAAAAAACGCAAAAGGAAGAAGACAGUAAAGGCCUUGACAGAAGAGCCAAAUGAGAAGAAAAACAAAACAGGUGAUUUACCUGAAGAAACAGAGGCUGCACUUUCUGAGAGCCACACCAGUUCAGAAAUGUCUGAAAACAUUCCUAAUGUAAACAAGCCAGCGAAGCUUUCACGGGACAGAGCACCAAAACCACUUCUACCUCUGGGUCUGAAACGAAGUAAAAAGGGAAAAAGCAACGAAACUGGAUCUGAUAAUGGAGAAAAGAACGAUAAUGAUCAAACCCGGAAAGAACAGGUGAAUGAAGGUGAAUCAGAUGCUUGUAGAACUAGUGGGAGAAUUUCUCCUGGAGGCGAGAUUUCUUCUGAAGAGGAAGAGGAAACAAUAAAGCACUUUGGACCUACCAGAUAUGGGAGGGUUCCCAAACCCACGGUGGCCUUCGCCUGCAAAGAUGAAUCACACUCCUCUGCUACUGAAGCUAAUUCCCCUUCUGCCUCCAAAUCAAAACCUAAGGGCACUCUUAAAAGAGGCAGCCCAUUAAAGCCACAAUCUAACCAAAAGCCUAAAAAAUCCAAACUGGUAACUCUUAGAUCCUCCAAGUCAGACUUCAGUGAUGAAGAUGAUGAGGAGGGGCAAGUUCCAGGUGUCGGCUCCAGUAAAGACUCGUCUGCCCUGGUGCCUUCUGGCCUGCAUUCAAUAAACACUGUGAUUUCAGAAGUGGACGACCCAAUGGCCGAGCUUGAUAUCUUGGCAAGUAUGCCUGAUAUGCUGAGCAUCUCCCAAGAUGCACUGUGUCCUGAUUCAUCUUUUCAUCAGGCACAACAUGAAACAGGCUCUGCUGAGGCUUGUCAUCAUCAGUUGGAUCUGCUGGUUGAUGUAAUAGACUUUUGUACAACAGAACAAACGGAAGUUUUUCAUGAUGAGAGCUAUAAUGAGGCGGCUCAAACCCUCUUGACCAUUGGCAAUGUCAAUCACGUUUCUCAGUCAGCACAGAAAGAGGUGAUCCCUCAUGGUCACACAUCAGAGAUGGCAGCGGACAAGACACAACCAGACCUCUCUGACGGAAAGAUUUUGCCUAGUGUCCAAGAUGAAUGUGCCCUUGCUACCUUGCCAACUCCGUGUCCUCAAAAAAUGCAAGAAAUCUCAGAGACUGUUGCCUGUAUGAACCCAGAAACCAGUGAAAUGAGCAGCGGGGACACGUCUCGUCUGAAAACCAGUGAGCAAAUAGGUGACGAGCAGAAGACGCAGAGUUCAAACAACAACUCUCAAUCUACCAAGAGGGCACGCUUUUCAAAAGUAAGGCCUAAACCAAACGUUGAGCGGACCUCAAGGACUGCAGCAUCGACACCUGAAACAGAGAUGUCCAAAGAAAAGAAGGUUGAAGAAAGCUGCUUAGACGCUGCUGCUGAGGGAACAUCAGCGGUUAAAGAAAUAAGCCUACACAGAUCAGAUUCUGAGGCCUUGUUAAAAGAUGGCGAAUCUCUCAAAGAAGUUCAGGGUUGCUCUCUUUCCAGAGAAGUAACCCCAGCCACUCAUAAAGAGCCACACAUUACACCUCAGGAUUGCAUUGGUGAGACAGAUUUAAGCAACUCCUUGAUAUCCAAGUCAGAAGAGAAAUUGGUUUUACAGGAGACAUCAACAGAUUCAGUCCAAGAUGGCAACAUCGAACAUCCUCCUCCUGAAAAAGAUUUGUCAGCCAAUCAAAAGGAGAUGGGUGCAGCUACAACUAGAAGGAGUAGAAUAUCAAAAAUCAAACCACACCUCCCACAGAAAUCAAGGUCUACACUGAAUAAAUCGCAGAUAAACAGAGAGAAGGACGAAAAAGAGUCGCUUACAGGUUCAGAGCCCAAACCCUUGGAGCAAACCAUCAAUAAUGUGGAAACUUCAUCUACCAGUUUUAACUUGAUGGAGGACCUUCCUGCAGGGGAGGUGAAGAAAAAACAGGUUGAAGUAGAACCUCAAGGAGAACAUCAGAAUACCCCUGAAGAGCAGUCCGAUUCAGAACCACAGCCUGAGCAAGGAUCAAAUGCAGGACUAAUUGCAGACCCACAAGAAAUAUGUUCUGCUAAUUUAAUUUUGCCUGUAGAAGACAGGCCAGCUGGUGAACAAGAGAGUAAAGUUCCACCUGCUGGUCAGUUGAGAAGAAGCCGUUUGCCGAAGGUAAAACCUACACCAAAUCUAACACAGACUUCAAGGACCAUGAAGAUGAAGCCUCAGUCUCCAGCAGAAACGGUAGUGAAAAGUCCUGGUUUACAUCCUGAAUUACCUACAAAGUCAACUGUGCAGGUUUCCCUAGAAACCGAAAGCACUUCAACGUCUGAGCAAAAGCUUGUAUUAAAGGAAAAAACAUUUGCCAGUGAGGAGGAGAAGACAAGUUCUGAGCUAGUUGAUCAGAAAGACAAAAAACAAACCACCGGUGACUCAGAGUCAGUCUCCAAGCUCACGGAUAAAAAUUCAGUUUCUCCCAGUGAAACGAGUGAAAGUAGUUGUAAUGAUGCAAUUACAUCAAAUAUCAUCCCAACAAAUUUUGAUCUUCACCAAGUCCAAGACCAGCGAGGUCAACCUGCUGUGUUUGUCAGACCGGAGGAAGAGCCGUCCGUCUGCAAACAUGACGGCAAAACUAUUGGACAGCAGAGGAGGAAUCGGUUAUCCAAACCCAAACCUAACAUACCUCAGACCUCAAGAUCUGCAAGGCUUAAAGCUGAAACACCUGAAAACCAGUCAGGGAAUCACACAGAUCCUGAACACGAGGUAACAGGACUGGAACAAAACCAGACUAUUUCUGAAAUACCGAACAAAGAUACUGAUCCUGCAUCAGAUUCAAUUUCGCCACCGACAUCCGAAUGCAUUGUGAGACCUUUAGAGAAAAAAGAGAUGGGGUCUGAUGAUCAGGAAGGCAUGAAUGCAGCCUCCUCAGAUACUAAGGAACAGGACUCUACUGUCAGUCCUGGGCUUCAUGAAGAACAAGAGUCAGUAUCUGUUGAGAACCUUAAAGCGGAUCAUAGAUGUUUGAUGACUAAAAGCAAUCAAGCACUGAUUGACCAAACGCUUAAAGAACCACAAUGUGGUCAGCAGUCAAACCUGAACUCUGAAGCUGUUCCAGAAAGAAGCGACCAUCCUGAAGCUUACAUUGCAGCCUCAGAAGAGUUACCAGUCAUUCCAAAGGAAGAUAAAAUGCCAUCAGUCAGCCAGGUCAGAAGAAGUCGAUCACAAAAGCCUAAACCAAAUUUAUCACAGACUUCAAGGGCCAUUAAGACGAAGCCUCAGUCUCCAGCAGAAACGACAGUAAAAAGUCCUGGUUCACAUCCUGAAUUACCUACAAAGUCAACAGUGAAGGUUCCCCUACAAACUCCAAGCACUUCAACGUCUGAGCAACAGCUUGUAGCCACUGGCUCUGCUUUACGUUUAAAUCCACCACUGACAUCAGACUCAAUUAAUCUAUUAAAGGAAAUGCCAUCCACAAAUGAGCAGGAGAAGACAAGUUCUGAGCUAGUUAAUCAGAAAGACAUGGAAGCAGGAUCGAAUCAAAGUGCCACAGAUGACCAGAACUUCACUCCAGUUACUGCUAAGAGAAACAGAAAUCAAACUACUGAUGACUCAGAGUCAGUCUCCAAGCUCAUGGAUAAAGAUUCAGUUUCUCCCAGUGAAAGUAGUUGUAAUGAUGCAAUGACAUCAAAUAUCGUCCCAACAAAUUUUGAUCUUCACCCAGUCCAGGACCAGCGGGGUCAACCUGCUGUGGUUGUCAGACCGGAAGAAGAGUCGACCGUCUGCAAACAUGACAGCAAAAUUAUUGGACAGCAGAAGAGGAAUCGAUUAUCCAAACUCAAACCCAAGCCUAACAUACCUCAGACCUCAAGAUCUGCAAGGCUUAAAGCUGAAGCAUCUGAAAACCAGUCAGGGCAGCAUGCAGAUCCUGAACACAAGGUGAUAGGACUGGAACAAAACCAGACUAUUUGUGAAAUACUGAACAAAGAUACUGAUCCUGUAUCAGAUCCAAUGUCACCGCCGACAUCCGGCUCCAUUGUGAGACCUCCAGAAAUAAAAGAGAUAGGGUCUGAUGAUCAGUCAGGGAUGAAUGCAGCAGCACCAGCUGCUAAGGAACAGGACUCUACUCUCAGUUCUGGGCUACAUGAAGAACAAGAGUCAGCGUCUGUUAAGAACCUUAAAGCGGAUCAUAGAUCUUUGAUCACUAAAAGCAAUCAUGCACUGAUUGAUCGAACGGUUAAAGAACCACAAUUUGGUCAAGAGUCAAACCUGAACUCUGAAGCUGCUUCAGAAACAAGCGACCAUUCUGAAGCUUACAUUACAGCCUCAGAAGUCAUUCCAAAGGAAGAUAAAGUGCCAUCAGUCAGCCAGGUCAGAAGGAGUCGAUCACAAAAGCCUAAACCAAAUUUAUCACAGACUUCAAGGGCCAUUAAGACAAAGCCUCAGUCUCCAGCAGAAACAACAGUAAAAAGUCCUGGUUCACANGUCAUUCCAAAGGAAGAU